Paramecium sonneborni is the source of this 660-nucleotide messenger RNA. NCBI's taxonomy places the organism in Eukaryota, Ciliophora, Oligohymenophorea, Peniculida, Parameciidae. The record is from the annotation of a GenBank genome assembly.
AUGAUUGUCUUCGAUAAAACCAAGUAAUCUACAUUUGGUAAUGUUGAUCAAAGGAUAGCAAUUAUUUUGGAAUAACUAGGUCUUAGACCAAUUUUUAAUUGCUUUCUAUAGUCUAAAAUUAAAAGAAGUAUCAAAUCAAAAAAUCUAAUUUUAUAAUUAUAGAUUUUUUUAUUAUGUAUCUAAUAAAGGCAAAUCAAUUAAUAUAUUAGACAAGACAUCAUUAUCUAGUAAAAAACUAACAAAAAGUAGUCUAAGGAAUAGGAAUAGAGUUUCGGUUUUUUAGUAAAAAUUGGAAAAUUCAAUAAAAAUGCUAAAACAAUUAUGAUAUUCUCUGUAAGCGUAUUUUGUUCCAACCAAUUGCUAUUAUAAACCAUCUGGAUACCUAUUAUAAUAUUUAUUUUUCCUAAUUUUUUAAAUUUAGUCAACAUUCCUGAUUUUGGUACGUUCAAAUAACAAUUAGGAGUUUAGAAAGAUUAAUUAAUUAAAUUUAAUCAAAAUGUAGAAUAAAAACGUAAUGAAUGUAUUUAAGAUCCAACAAAAAAAAGGAUGAGUAAUUAAAAAAUAGUUAGCAAAAAAUAAUUAUAAUUUUAUAUCAUUUUACCGUAUAUUUGGGAAUUAAUUUUAGUUUAUCAUAUGAUUGAAAUUUUAGAUAUUUAUUGA